This is a messenger RNA of Colletotrichum higginsianum IMI 349063, 735 nucleotides long. RefSeq names its product Catalytic activity. The coding region runs from base 1 to 735 and encodes 244 amino acids. The record is from RefSeq and is a predicted model, not a curated record. The transcript has a single exon. NCBI's taxonomy places the organism in Eukaryota, Fungi, Ascomycota, Sordariomycetes, Glomerellales, Glomerellaceae.
AUGUCUUCGCCACCAAGAAAGCACGUCGUCUUCGAUAUCGUAGGCACCUGCAUGUCCUACGACGCCAUCCAUCGCGCCAUCGACACCCGUCUCGGUCCCAGGCUUGCAGAGUACAACAUCAAGCCCGCGCUGCUGGGCUUCGCGUGGAUCGAGGCGGCCGAGCGCGAGUACACCUACCUCAGCAUCCAGGGCCGGUAUAAGCGCUUCUACGACAUCUUCCGCAGCCUCUUCUAUCGCAUGCUCUUCAUGGCCGGCGUCCCGGAGCCGCGUGAGCUCGCGACCGACGACGACAUCACCUUCAUCAUGGACCGCUUUCUCGAGCUCGAGGCCCGGCCCGGCAUCAAGGAGUGCUUCGCGCUGCUGCGAGGAGCGGGUUUCACGGUUUGGGCGUUCACGGCGGGCGACGCGAAGCGCGUGGGUGGCUACUUUGAGAGGAACGGCAUCGAGAUGCCCGCGGAGAACCUGCGGAGCUGCGACGCGGACGGGAUCGGGAAGCCGGAUCCCAGGGCCUAUCAGCCCGUGCUGGAGAGCUUCAAUGGCGAGGAGGCCUGGUUUGCCGCGGCGCACAUGUGGGACGCGUCGGCGGCCAAAGGGUGCGGGUUCAGGGGCGCCUGGUGCGCUGUGUACGAGGGGGAGCCAUGCACCGACUUGUUUGGUGAGAUGGAUGUGAUGGCGACCGAACUGCCGGAGAUGGCACGGAAGAUUAUCGCCGCGUCGGAGGGCCAGGAAGCGUGA